This is a messenger RNA of Fusarium keratoplasticum, 1131 nucleotides long. RefSeq lists its product as uncharacterized. The transcript has a single exon. The record is from RefSeq and is a predicted model, not a curated record. NCBI's taxonomy places the organism in Eukaryota, Fungi, Ascomycota, Sordariomycetes, Hypocreales, Nectriaceae. Bases 1 to 1131 code for a protein of 376 amino acids.
AUGGCUGGUGGCUUUGGCUCCGGGACCGAGGGCACGUCCCGCACGGCCAUGACCAUCAUCCUCGUCUUCCUGGCCAUCUCGCUCUACAACGUCGUCGAGCUGACCUUUAUCAUCUUUGGCACCUUUAAGCGGCACUCGGGCCUCUACUUUUGGUCCUUUCUGUGCGCGACCUGGGGCAUCCCCUUUUACUGCGGAGGCUUCCUGGUAAAGUACUUUGCCCCGGCGUCUGUCGGCUUUCUGGCUGCUGCCCUGAUCGCCAUGGGUUGGGUGGCCAUGGUGACGGGGCAGUCUCUGGUGUUGUGGUCACGAUUGCAUCUUGUUCUGAGGAAUAGGUUCCGGCUUAAGUUGGUGCUCUACAUGAUCAUCGUCGACGCCAUCGUCUGCCAUGGAGCCAUUAUCCCCAUGAUCUUUGGGUCCUUCUCUAGUAGCCCCGAGAUGUGGGUUAAGCCGUACUCGGUCAUGGAAAAGAUCCAGGUCACCAUCUUCUUUAUCCAGGAAAUCAUCAUCUCGAGCUUCUACAUCUAUGAAACGAUCAAGCUCAUGCGUCUAGAGCGCACCAUGGGCAACAAGCGCGGCAGCCGGCGUCUCAUGAACCACCUCAUCUUUGUCAACCUACUCAUCAUCCUCCUCGACAUCACCAUCCUCGGCCUCGAGUACGCCGACCAGUACGAGUACCAGACUUCUUAUAAGGCGUUUGUGUACAGCACAAAGCUCAAACUCGAAUUCACCAUCCUCAACCGUCUCGUCGAGAUGACGACUGGUAAUAAGGACGCCAGCUCGGGACCCCGGAGCAGGACUGCAGGGACUACUACCGGUAACAAGACGGGCAUCGCCCUCGACACGUUUAUCAGCGAUACCGGCGCCAAGCCAACGGGCGAUGUUUCCUACGAGGCGUAUGCCAUGGGUGGUGAAGAUGGAAACUCGGAUGGACAGGGAUCAUCUCCUCGCCGUGACAACGGGGUCAUGAUGACAACAGAGAUCAUCGUCCACCGGCAGAACAGGGACGACGAUGGAGUGAGCAUAGGACCAAACUCAUCGGCAGACUCGAUCGGGGCGGCAAAGGGGCCAUUCGACGGCGAGAACCUAUCCAAGUCAUCCUCCGAGGUGCAUCUUGCCACACGAGGCUUCUAG